Molecule: messenger RNA, 1525 nt
Organism: Medicago truncatula (barrel medic)
Lineage: Eukaryota; Viridiplantae; Streptophyta; Magnoliopsida; Fabales; Fabaceae
Product: GDSL esterase/lipase At3g26430
Exons: 5
Coding region: 157-1344 (395 amino acids)
Molecular function (GO): hydrolase activity, acting on ester bonds
Source: RefSeq, a predicted model, not a curated record
UCCAAAGUCCAAACAUAUGAUGUUAACAUUGCACUGUUCUUUAGCACAUUCUAUUUAUAUACUUAGCAUGUGACUUUAGCAGUCCAUAUAUAUCUAAAUUUUCUAGCUCUUUUCUUUAAUUCCUGCUGCUGCAACUGCUACUAGUACUACUACUACAUGAUGAAUAUGAAACCUUUAAUAGUACCAGCUGGUAUUAUGAAUACCCUUUGUUUAGUGGUACUGUAUUGUUCAAUUAUUAUUACAGAUAAUUCAGUUAGUGGUUCAAGGAAGUGUGAAUUCCCAGCAAUAUUCAACUUUGGUGACUCAAAUUCAGACACUGGAGGUCUUUCUGCUGCCUUUGGACAACCUGGCUAUCCUUAUGGAGAGUCCUUCUUUCAUCACCCUGUUGGUCGCUACUGUGAUGGUCGUCUUCUUGUUGAUUUCAUUGCUGAGAAGCUAGGCCUUCCAUAUUUGAAUGCAUACCUUGAUGCUGUUGGAUCAAAUUUUAGCCAUGGAGCCAACUUUGCAACUGCUGGAUCAACCAUCAGACCUCAGAAUACAACUCUUCAUCAAACUGGUGGUUUCAGCCCUUUCUCUUUGGAUGUUCAAUUCACUCAGUUCAAUGAUUUCCAGCGUAGGACACAAUUUUUUCGCAACAAAGGUGGAAUAUACAAAACAUUGUUACCAAAAGCAGAAUAUUUUUCUCGAGCAUUAUACACAUUUGAUAUUGGUCAAAAUGACUUGGCAUCCGGUUACUUCCACAACAUGUCCAUAAAUCAAGUUAAAGCAUAUGUUCCUGAUGUUCUGGAUCAAUUCAAGAACACAAUCAAGAAUAUAUAUGCUCAUGGAGGAAGAUCAUUUUGGAUUCACAAUACUGGUCCUGUUGGUUGUUUGCCAUACAUCAUUGAACUUCACAAAGUAACAUCAGAUAAAGUAGACAAAGCAGGAUGCGCAAUCCCUUAUAAUGAAGUGGCUAAGUUCUUCAAUCAUGAACUGAAACAAGCUGUUGUUCAACUUCGAAAAAAACUUCCCUCGGCUGCCAUAACCUAUGUCGACGUUUACUCAGCCAAGUACUCUCUCAUUAGUCAAGCAUACAGACAUGGUUUUAAGGAACCUUUGAGGGCUUGUUGUGGACAUGGUGGGAAGUAUAACUAUAAUUUACACAUUGGAUGUGGAGCAAAGGUUAAGAUUGAUGGAAAAGAGAUUUUGAUUGGAAAACCAUGCAAGGAUCCAUCUGUGGUGGUUAAUUGGGAUGGUGUUCAUUUGACCCAGGCUGCUAAUAAAUGGGUGUUUGAGCAAAUUGUAGAUGGUUCACUUUCUGAUCCUCCUAUUCCCUUAAACAUGGCUUGUUAUAAGCACUCUUAACAGAAAGGUUUCCCAAAAAAUGUUACAACUCUAUUAGUUUGAGAGGAUUCUGGGAAGAAUAAUAUUGAGAUCACUACUUUUGGAUAUGUUUCCUUUUUCUCUUACUAAACAAUUGAUUUGAGUUGUGAGCUUAAGCUCCAUUUUUUCUUACUAAAUUUGACCUACAAGUGAUUUGGAUUAA